Saccostrea cuccullata (small rock oyster) is the source of this 1467-nucleotide messenger RNA. RefSeq lists its product as uncharacterized. Lineage: Eukaryota; Metazoa; Mollusca; Bivalvia; Ostreida; Ostreidae. The coding region runs from base 10 to 1461 and encodes 483 amino acids. The transcript is spliced from 6 exons. The record is from RefSeq and is a predicted model, not a curated record.
UGUCGGGGCAUGGCGCCGAAAAACAAGAAAGGGCGGUUUGUUAAAAAGGGACAUGAAAAACAAGUAACAGCAUUGUCUAAAGGUAGAGACACUCGUUGGUUUUCAGAUUCCUGUUCAAGUUCGAAUUCAGGGCCGAUUUUAUUCGCUGAACUUGAUCACAGUUACGACUCGUGUAGUGUAAACAAAGACCCUGUGUGUAAUGUUUCAAGACAAGAAGAUAUUGUGACAACCUUAUCUAACGAUGAAGAACCUGGAUGGCGAACGGGAAGGCGAGUUAUUGAGUUAGGAACUUUAGCAGAUGGUCUGAAAGCGUGUAAGCUAUGUAGCCAGCCAUUACAUUUGAUAAACACUGUAGGUGAGAGGAAAUUUGGGCUAGCGCAAAUUUUAGAAGUGAAGUGCACGUAUUCGGAAUGUGGCCUGGUUAAUGACGUUCCAACUGGAAGUAAACAUACAACAGAGAAUGGAAGACAGGCUUGGGAUGUGAAUACCAAGUUAGCUGCAGGGAUGAUAAAUGGAGGAUUUGGGGAGACACACAUUAACAGUAUUCUUGCUGCCUUGAACAUUCCAAGCAUCACCCAAACAGCACUUAAGAGGAGGGAGAGAGAAGUCGGACACCAACUUAACUGUAUGGCAGAUGAAUCAUGCAAGAAGCAGUUGAAUAAAGAACUAGAAAUGAGUGAUGGAAAACUGACCGUUUCUUUUGAUGGUGCCUGGCAAAAGCGUGGGACUGGUCAUGCUUAUAACAGCCUAACAGGACAUGCCACAUUAUUUGGAAAAAAAACAAAGAAAUGCAUUAAAUAUGCUGUUAAAGGAAAGAGAUGCAGGAUAUGUGAUGCGGCAAAGGACAAAGGAGUUUGUCCACAAAAACAUAACUGUUCACGUAAUUGGUCCGGUUCUUCAAAAGCCAUGGAACCAGCCAUGGCUUGUGAAAUGGUGCAGAGCAUUUAUGAUGAUGGAGGAAAGGUAGAUACGCUUGUAAUGGAUAAUGAUUCCACUACUAUUGCUCGACUUAAAGCCACAGUUGACAAUACCAUAUCCAAGCAGGCUGAUAAAAACCACACCAAAAAAGGGUUCACAAAUGCUUUGUUUGAGCUGAGCAACAACCACAAGAUCCUGAAGAAUACAAAAGUUCGCAACCAUAUAGAGAAAUGUUUCAUAUAUUGCGUAAGUCAAAACGAGGGCAAACCAAAAGAAAUAGCUGAUGGAUUGCAGAAUAUAGUCCCUCACUUAUACGGAGAACAUGAUGGUUGUGGCUUAUGGUGCAAGAAUGAAAAAAAGGACUACAAACCAAGAAAUUUACCUUUUGGGAAACCAUUGAAUUGUCCAAAUUUUCGAGAUGCCUUAGAAAAUCUAUUCCUAAAAUAUGCUGCAAAGGCAGAUGAGCUUGCAUCUCUUGGUUCAACACAGGUCAACGAAAACUUUAAUCACAUGGUGUCGUCAAAAGCUCCAAAACGAUUGUAAGUCAAA